AUGGCACCGCAACAGCAGCCCGACCAGAUCAGCGUCCUCUUCUGCUGCCUCGGCAACAUCUGCCGCAGCCCCAUGGCCGAAGCGGUAUUCGCCGACCUCGUCACAAAGGCAGGGCUCCGCGACAGGUUCGCAAAGAUCGACAGCUGCGGCACGGGCGACUACCACGAGGGCGAGGAGCCCGACGAGCGGACGACGGCGCUGUGCAACCGCAAGAAGAUCCCCAUCGACUGCCUAGCGCGCGGAGUCAAGCAGGAAGACUUCCACACGUUCGACUACAUCCUCGGCAUGGACGUCAACAACGUACGCAAUCUCAAGAACAUGGCGCCUCGAGGAGCCAAGGCAACAAUCAAGAUGUUUGGCGACUUUGACGACGGCAAGCCUAUUGCGGAUCCGUACUACCAGGGCGGCAAGAAUGGCUUCGAGAUCACCUACGAGCAGGUGUUGAGGUACUCGCACGCCUUCCUUCGGGACCUCGGUCUGGGCCAGUCGUCGCAGCUCUAA
Messenger RNA from Pseudozyma flocculosa PF-1, 501 nucleotides. RefSeq lists its product as uncharacterized. Gene Ontology annotation, biological process: protein dephosphorylation. The transcript has 8 exons. The record is from RefSeq and is a predicted model, not a curated record. NCBI's taxonomy places the organism in Eukaryota, Fungi, Basidiomycota, Ustilaginomycetes, Ustilaginales, Ustilaginaceae. Gene Ontology annotation, molecular function: protein tyrosine phosphatase activity. Bases 1 to 501 code for a protein of 166 amino acids.